Molecule: messenger RNA, 2602 nt
Organism: Cydia amplana
Lineage: Eukaryota; Metazoa; Arthropoda; Insecta; Lepidoptera; Tortricidae
Product: INO80 complex subunit D-B-like
Exons: 12
Coding region: 289-2385 (698 amino acids)
Cellular component (GO): nucleus
Source: RefSeq, a predicted model, not a curated record
CGCCUUUUGGCUGCCAUUUGCUGUAAUCUGUCAUUCAUUUAAUGUUAUUGAAUAGGUGUGUUUUUAAUUUGUUUUGGUAUAAAGAAGCUUAAUUUUGUCAUAAAUUUAAGUGCUUGGUGUACGAAAUUCGUUGACAAAAUAGUUCUAAAGCCCGCCGUGUGCAAUAUGUGCUUAAAAUAGUCAUAAUUGAAAUUAUGAAGCAGUGGGACCAAGUUUAUUUAAUGGCAUUUCCUGUUAGCAGACAAAAUAAGCAUUGUUUGUAUCUAUAAGUUGUAAAAUGAACACAGCAUGUCUUUUUUGAGUACUACCGAAAAUGUGGGUUUCAGUGGUAUUCCACAAAAUAUAUCGGAUGCAAGCUGCGCAACUCAAUACAAGUUGGCAGUGGAGGGUGUCUCGGGGAACUGUGGAGAUGUUAACAUGUUCAUACAGGACAGCUCGGGCGAUGAACAGACUUAUAUACCACACUUGAAUGAAAAUUUCUUCCAAACCAAAUUUAAAAUAGACCCCAACGAGCUUUACACAUUUCAUGAUUCUGACAUCAUCGCCGGAGAAAUAACUGUUAGUCAUACGGAUGAUAAUUUCAUGUUCCCUGAUAAUGUAGAAGUUAAGGCCAAGUUCUUGGACAGCCCGAACAAUGAGGUGGAUCUUCAGAUUAAAGGCUCUCUUCCUAACGGGGAAGUCAUCCGGGAUGAGAUCAAGCUUGAGAUUGUUCCUAACGGGCAUUUCAUGCCCGAGCCUAAGCAUCCCAUGACUCCCAAUUACAAAGAUGUGAAGACUGCUAAUACCAAAGUUCAGAAAGCAAAGAAUCCGAGCCUCGGAAAAGAAAUCAGUCGGAGUAACUCUGUUGAAGUAAGACGGCCAAGUGUUCACAGCCCCAAGGGCCAAUCUAAUAAUGUAGCCUCAUGUAAGAAAGUCAGUAUUAAUAGUGUUAAUACUAAUCAUAGUAAAUCCUCGACAAAUCCCAAACUGUCGGGGUCGGAAACAUUUCUGGAUGUUUUUAAAAGAGAACAGGGUCUGGUAGAGAAUGCCCCGGCAGUUAUAAAGACUGAGUCUCCUGCUGCGCCCCCACCUAAAGCACCACCAUCUUCAGUGAAGAAAGCACCAUCAGCCAAGUCGUCCCAAAGCAAGGUCCGGCGAGGCCGCGGGCCGGCGGUCCACGAGGCCUUGCAGCGGAUACCGACACCUCGCGCCGUACCCGUCCCCAACCGGGCCUGGCACGCUCCGGGGGACAGCUUAUUCGACUGCGGGCCCCUUGACGAUAGAAAACCGAGAUUCAGGCAGCUAGAGAGCAGUAGCAGUGACGAUGAUAAUAUACCUGAGUUUGAAUUAGGCACAGGCCCCGUCUGCGUAGAAGAAAGCGCGGCGGAGUCCCGAGGAACUCGCCUAGCGCUCCGCAGGGCAGCGUUAAGACGGCAUGUCGUCAGGGCGGACACCUCUCUACGCUUAGCGAGGGAUUAUCGGGAGUACAAAUCCCUUGCUGCUAUCGUCAAGAAGCAACUGAACGGUCAAGGCUCAUCGUGCCGCCUUCCGACUCAGAUGGUAAACCAUUUGCUGGCGAUGCGGGGCAUGCCUGAGGUCCUGUCUUCACGGGAACGCCGAAGACUCAGAGAAAUCGGCUGGUCUGGCGGCGAGAGUGGCUCUCUAAAGCCGUGCCUCGGUGCCGCCUGCUCCGAAGACGGUUGCGGAGCCCCGCGCUUACCUUGCGGGCGAUAUUGUCUGUCGCACGUUACUUUGGCGCCCGAACAACGGUUAUACGCGUCGUGUGCGGCCGUGUUCGCGGGGGGAGCGAGAUGCAAGCAGCCGAUAUUGCCGCUUCAAGAGCAGACGCCGCUCUGCGCUGAACAUGCGUGGAAGCGAGAUAACUACGAUAAGUUGAGCCGCGACAGUAAGCCGAAGAAACUCGUCCGGAAGCGCGUGCUGCCGCCCACGCCGCGCCGCGCCAAGCGCCGGCGGCGCCUGCCCAAGCGGCCCGUGCCUACUCCCAACCAAUCUCUUUCAGAAAUCAACGUGUGCUCGAAUUCGUCGGCAUACGACAGUUCGGAAGACACCGGUAUGGGCGCGCUCAGCGAAAACGAGUUCAUCGUCUCGGCCACCAACUCACACGAACUUGAAGUGGGUGAAGUGGGUCAAGUGCCCCCAGACGACAUUCUGGACCCAGCCGUACUCAGCCAGAUUCCUGAUGAGGCGUUCACGGAAUUCUUCAAUCAAGGUGGUUCAUCAUUCGCGGAGAGUUCCGAGCUGGCCGCGGCGCUGGAGGCCGUGCUGGACGAGCGCGCGCUGGACAGUAUCGGGGACGUGUUCCAGCACUCGCCGCACCAGCCCAAGCCUAAGAUGCAAGUCCCAGCAUCAGUGGCAAUGGAGAUGUCUUCGAGCGCGCCCUCAUAACACACUAAUCUAACUAUGUUAAGCUAAAAUAUACUAUGUACUACAAUAGGAACAAAUUCAUAGUCUCAAAGAGUUGAAAUUAAUUUCUUCAUGCUUUAAGUUUUGUAUGUUUGUGUAAUGAAUGGAUUGUGGAGUGUCGUUUACGUGAUAUUAGUUUGGGUUUAGGGUCCGUAGCUGGAUGGUGCAUAGCUUGGUGGUCUAUAAAUGUGCAGAAACU